Messenger RNA from Coniosporium apollinis CBS 100218, 2382 nucleotides. RefSeq lists its product as uncharacterized. Gene Ontology annotation, cellular component: plasma membrane. Gene Ontology annotation, biological process: amine metabolic process. The transcript is spliced from 6 exons. The record is from RefSeq and is a predicted model, not a curated record. The coding region runs from base 1 to 2382 and encodes 793 amino acids. Gene Ontology annotation, molecular function: copper ion binding; primary methylamine oxidase activity; quinone binding. Lineage: Eukaryota; Fungi; Ascomycota; Dothideomycetes.
AUGCAUCGCUUCCUUCUCGCACUCUUAGGUGUCGUAAGCCUCGUAGCAGGUACGGCGCUUCCUCCGCUGGGAUAUGAGAGGCGAUUGCUCCGCGAUGCGUGGAACAAACGUCAACAAACAGACAAUUCCUCCGGCUCAUGCUUUUCGGGCGCCGCACCACCUGCGGUAGCGCCCAAAGAAAACGUCUGGGCGCCCAUGGAUGCGGCAGACAAUCAUGCCGUAUGGACCUUACUACAUGACCCGUCGUCUGGGCUCAACCUCACCCUUCCCAUAAAUGCCACGCUCUCAGAUAACUAUGUCUUCUGGCUAGAUACGACCCCAAUGAACAAGUCAGCUGUCCUGCCCUAUAUCGAUGGCGAUGGACCAGCCCCAUCAAGAUACGCACGUGCCAUCAUCUUUCGAGGCGGCCAAGAGGUCCCAGACUCGCAGGAGUACUUUAUCGGUCCUCUGCCAGUGUCUGCCGAGACGACCGUUCAACCGCUUGACUACAUCUACAAUGGCGGAGAUGGUGGUAGAGUUCCGUACAAUGCCCGGUACUUUGACGCCAAACGCUCCGCUGCCACCGAGCCUCUGAUUGCGGAGGCGAUGUCUGGUAUCGCGGACAUUACCGCUGCCCUUUUCCAAGGCGGCGCCUAUUAUGGGCCUCGUGAUAACCGGACCACUCUCAGUAUUACUUCCGGCACGCCUCUUUCGUUUGACGGGACUCAAGCCUUCAGGAACAUCAUGUUCAGAUUCCCUGGUCCAGCAACGUACAUGACCCCGCUCGACUUCUUUCUGUUGAUCGACUGCACAGGAACAGAUGCCUCCAGGUAUUUCGUGAAAGGUUUUGUCACCAAUGAACGGUUCUUCCCUACCGUGGCAGAUUUGAGAGCUGCUUUUGAAGCCGGCGAGCUUGCCCAGGAGUAUAACCAAACGCUCGAUGGAUCCUGGGCCCUCGUGGACCGCAAGCCGGAGCUUGGAGUGCGUGACCUUGAGGAGCGCUUCGCACCCGGCAUCAUCGAGCUUGGUGGGAAGCGCUACAGGCUUGACGCAACGCAGAAGUACUUCGAAUACAUGGGCUGGAGUGCUUACAUGAGCUUCAGUCGCACCCUUGGAAUCAUGUUCUUCGAUAUCAAGUUCAAGGGAGAGCGGAUCAUCUACGAACUAUCUAUGCAAGAAGCGUUGGCGCAAUAUGGUGGCAAUCAGCCGAAGGCCGCCAAUACAGUUUACCACGACACCUACUACUCGCUCGGUACUGAUAUGGGGACACUACUGGAAGGCUUCGACUGCCCAUUCGGAUCCACGCUAUGGAACGUGACAUAUCAUGAGGAGAACAGUACCAUCGUAAAUCAAGACGCUUUAUGCAUCUUCGAGACGGAUUCCGGUUACCCCCUCUCACGACACCGAGCCGGAGGCGGACCCAGCGACUACGGAUUCCAGUCGCUUGGAGUAGUCAAAGGUACUGCGCUAGUUGUACGUGCGGUCGCCACUGUUGGCAAUUACGCACUGAACUCAGUGUGUUCAGAUUAUCUCUUCCAUGUUGAUGGCUCGCUUGAAGUUGUUGUCCGGGCCAGCGGCUAUCUACAAAGCUCAUUCUACUACCCUGACCAAGGAAAAUGGGGACCGCGCAUACAACAAGCUACCCAGGGAUCCCUGCAUGACCACAUCCUAACCUUCAAAGCCGACUUCGACAUCCUCGACACAGCAAACAGUCUCCAAGUCAGCGAGCUAAUAGCGGCCAACCAAUCCCAACCCUGGUUCCCCGAGCUAGGCGAGUUCGAACAGAUGGAGCUAAACAUAAGCUACAUGCAAACCGAGCAGCAAUUCAACUGGGCCCCAAACAACCAAGCAAUGUACUGCGUCGUCAACCGCAACAAGACCAACGCCUGGGGCGAGGAGCGCGGCUACCGCAUCGUGCCCGGCCGCUCCGACGUCCACCUCUCCGUCGCCAACUCUCCGUGGUCGCUUAAAAACGCAGCGUUUGCUAAGAGCCACUUGGCUGUGACGCGGCAACACGAUACCGAGCCGUUCGCGAACUCGGUCCAGAACGUCAAUCUGCCGUGGAAGCCGCAGCAGGACUUCGCCAAAUUCUUCGAUGGCGAGUCGGUUGAGCAGGAGGAUCUGGUCCUCUUCUUCAAUCUGGGGAUGCAUCACUUUACGCGCGCUGAGGAUGUGCCGGUUACGCUGUAUACGGAGGCGUAUUCGUCGAUUGUCUUUGCGCCGCAGAACUUCUUUGACAGGGCGCAGGAUGGUGAUUUGCUGAAUAGGAGAUGGGUCGUUCCUACUGCGGAGGACACGCUGGAGUUCGAGACAUACGGCGUGGAGCUGCCGAGCUGUCCGAUUGAGAUUAGUGAGCCUGUGUAUGGGAUCAGUCCUGUGGUCACCCAGGAAGAUGCCAUCUAG